GAGGGAGGGAGGGAGCCUGGCCGGCCGCAGCGCGACGACGACGAGGAGGAUGGCGCACGGGGGACCCGCACGAGGCCCGCCCGCCCCGCGGCUCCGGCUCCUGCUGCUGCUGCUCGUCGGGGGCUUGCAACUGUUCCAGGCUGUUCUGAGUACAACUGUGAUCCCCUUGUGCGCCUCAAAUGACACGGACACCUGCACGACUGCUCUGGUCCAAACAGGCACUAGUCAACGUGUAGCUCAAGUUGGGAUCACACGAUGCAGAUCCGAAAUGCAAAACUUCUGCUUCAAUGGGCGCUGCAUGUACCUUGUGGAAUUGGAUCAGCAUUACUGCAGGUGUGACAUGGGCUACUCCGGUGUCCGGUGUGGUGUUUCAAACUUAGACCUUGUCAAACGGCCCUUGAGCAAGGAGUACAUAGUACUUGCAGUCCUGCUGAGUCUGUUUUUUUCCACUGCAGCUUCAGUUGCAAUCUACUACUUCUACAGAUGGUACCAGGAAAAAAAUGGAAGAUUUCCCGCAAACAGAAACUACGAAGAAGUUGCAAGAGAGACUGAAAAAGACGGAAAGCUGCUUCACGUGUGAACGGAAGGAUUCCUGAAAGCCACUUAUUUAAUAUUAAAUACUUAUUUUAUUAAUACUAUUUAUAUUCUAAACAAAGCAAUUUCAACGUGAUACUGAUCAGAAUAUACA
Molecule: messenger RNA, 688 nt
Organism: Gekko japonicus
Lineage: Eukaryota; Metazoa; Chordata; Lepidosauria; Squamata; Gekkonidae
Product: proepiregulin-like
Exons: 5
Coding region: 50-580 (176 amino acids)
Biological process (GO): positive regulation of mitotic nuclear division; epidermal growth factor receptor signaling pathway; positive regulation of cell population proliferation
Source: RefSeq, a predicted model, not a curated record